GCGAGCGGGAGCCGGGGGCGGUGGCCCCGGUGCUCCGAGGCGAUGGCCGAUGACCGAGGUACGGCAGUGCCAGCGCUGCAUGUCCCCCGUGUUUCCCCCCCUGGGGUGGGGGAGGCUGGCGCUCAUCUGCAGUGUCCCCCCAGAUGUUCGAUUUGUCACCGAGGAGAGCUUCGACUUUGGCGUGCUGUCCCCAUCGGACAGCCAGGAGGAAGAGGAGGAUGAGGAUAGCCCGGGCGGCGGGUGCCGGCACAAAGGCAGCAACGGGCGCUGGAGUCCCCUGCGCGGGGCCCGUCUGGAAGAGAUGGUGCGGGAGGCCACGCGCCUGGCGGCGCAGUUGGAGGGGUGUCACCUGCCCCCUCCCGCCCCUGGAGACCCCCCGGGACCCGCCGCCACGCCCCCCGGCACCCCCCGCAGCCCCCGCCGCCAGACCUUCGUGGUGAAGGACAGCCCGGUGCGGGCACUCCUGCCCACCGUGGAGUCGCAGGGACCUGCCCCCAUCCCUCGCGUCCCAGCCAAACCCCCGGGGGCCUCUGCUGCCACCAGUGUUCCCGAGGCACCCCCCAGCCGUAAUUCCACAGCAGCGGUGAAGGGACCCUCUGGGGCCAGGGGGCUCCCCACCAGCCAUGUGGGCCCCUCCCGGCCGUGCCCUCCCCAGGGGCAGUGGGCUGGUGCCCGGGGCAGGUCAGAGCCCCCCCGGGGGGGGACAGCAGGUCAGCCGAAGGCAAGGAGGGGUACAGUCCCCUGCCCGCCCUCCAGCCGCCAGCCCCACGCCAGGACCACCACCGCAUCUGUCCCCUCUGGCUGUUCCCCUGCACCCACUGCCCUCCCCAAGGUGUCCCCUCGGACUCCAGCAGUGGGUGGGAGGACCCCCACUCCCAGAGGUGUGGGGGCAGCACGGGCAGCCCCCCCAACUGCUGCCUCGGGGUGCAAACCAGGACCCCCCCCUGCCCGCCUGCGGCCCCCACGCAAGACGGCAGUGAGCAGCACCCCGAGGUGACACCCCCAAACCACCCUG
This is a messenger RNA of Pseudopodoces humilis (Tibetan ground-tit), 1015 nucleotides long. NCBI's taxonomy places the organism in Eukaryota, Metazoa, Chordata, Aves, Passeriformes, Paridae. The record is from RefSeq and is a predicted model, not a curated record.